This is a messenger RNA of Ustilaginoidea virens, 453 nucleotides long. RefSeq lists its product as uncharacterized. The transcript has 2 exons. Lineage: Eukaryota; Fungi; Ascomycota; Sordariomycetes; Hypocreales; Clavicipitaceae. Bases 1 to 453 code for a protein of 150 amino acids. The record is from RefSeq and is a predicted model, not a curated record.
AUGAAGUACUCCGUACCCGAGCGCCAUGUCUUGAGCGAGUUUCCACCACCGCCUUUUACGUUUGCAGCAGGGUUGACAGGUCGAUUGCAUGAGGUUCCUCUCAAGGCGAGGGUGGGUGGUAUUGAUGGACUCUGGAGCAGCGUGUCCUGUCCUGUCCUGUCAGGUGAACAGGUGCAGAUGCUUCGCCGCGCUUCUCGCCAGAUGGGCCAGCUGCUGCUAUUGUCACUGUUGACAUGUCAACGGCAGCUCAGCAAGCGGCAGCGGCCGCGGCAGCGGCUGCGGCAGCGGCAUUCCCCAGUCGCCCCGUGUUCUUUACCAGGUACUCCGUACACGGUACUUACACAUACCAGACCUCUUCCUGCCGGUUUGCUCGCACCAAAGCCAGCACCCCCCCCACCACCACCACCACCACCACCACCACCACCACCAAGUGACCAGAGAUGCAUCUUUUGA